Rhopalosiphum maidis (corn leaf aphid) is the source of this 703-nucleotide messenger RNA. RefSeq lists its product as uncharacterized. The record is from RefSeq and is a predicted model, not a curated record. The coding region runs from base 334 to 672 and encodes 112 amino acids. Lineage: Eukaryota; Metazoa; Arthropoda; Insecta; Hemiptera; Aphididae. The transcript has a single exon.
AAAAUUGAGACUAUCAAAGAAUUUUUAAAUUAAUUUAAUAUAAUAAUAUAUACAUAAUAAUUUUUUAUAAAUGGCAGCAGUUAUUUUCUUUUUACAUUACUUUUUUUUAUAUAAAAUAUAUGACAACUUUUGUAUUGAUCAUUAUAGUAUGGCCGCUUAUUACUAUCAAUUAUCUGUUAUCAGUAAUUGUUGGUCCAAAAUAUUGGUGCAUGGUGGUCAAAUACCAUAGUAAAUGCUCAAAGUAAUACAAUAUACAAUUAGUUAUUGAACUGUUAAAUCUAUUUACUGUAAACAAUAAACAUUUCUGUCUUCUGAUAUAUUUUUAAAAUUAAAAUGCUGAUGCUCUGUGCCAUUGUUGGGUAUUCUAAUAAAACAACAAACAAAAAUAUCUCUUUCUAUUGUUUUCCAAAAGUUAAGAUGAAUGCUGCGUCAGACCUGAAAAUGAAAAUGAAUAAACAACAAAAUGCUUGGUUGAAAUCAUUACAUAGACUUGAUCUACCAAAUAAAAAUAUUGACUACAUGCGUGUAUGUUCUGCUCAUUUUAAAUCUGGUAAACUAGCCAAAUACCAAGCCGAAAAUGAUCCAGAUUGGUAUCCAACAUUAAAUAUGGGUUAUUGUGUUACUAGUGGUAAGAGUAAAUUAUUAGAUAUAGGUAUAAUGAUGAAUUUAUGAAUUUAAUAUAAUAGGCUAAUAUAAAACUAAA